Purpureocillium takamizusanense is the source of this 1122-nucleotide messenger RNA. RefSeq lists its product as uncharacterized. Gene Ontology annotation, molecular function: fatty acyl-CoA hydrolase activity. The transcript is spliced from 2 exons. Bases 250 to 801 code for a protein of 183 amino acids. NCBI's taxonomy places the organism in Eukaryota, Fungi, Ascomycota, Sordariomycetes, Hypocreales, Ophiocordycipitaceae. The record is from RefSeq and is a predicted model, not a curated record.
GUUCCCCCAACGUGUCUCCCAGGCGUGGGUCUGAAAGGGUAAAGGAACAUGGACGGCUUAUUUUGAGGAUGAAUUUGAGAAGCGAAAUAUGAUCCAGAUGGAGAGAAAGUAGGCAUCGACUUUGUCAGCCGUCCCUAGUCGCGGGGGAGGAACCGAACCGUAAGCUCGCAGCCAUCAUUCCUCCGAACCCUCUAUUCCCCCAGGUUCAUCCGUACAAAGUUCGUAGACUCCAAACAAAUCACGACAACAAUGAGCGGACCCAAAAACAAGGAUACUAAAAAGACGGGAGCCACAGGGAAUAAUGGCCGCAACAACAACAUCCUCUAUCAUGGCACAGCAGAGCAAAAGAUCGACGCCUGGCUGCACGUCAUUGCUCAAGACUCGAACGGCAAGAACUGGAUGACCGACUGGGUCCCGCUCCUCCGCGUCUGUUCCAUCCGUCCCAACGACCCGCGACCCGGCGUCACCUUUGCCUUUACCGUGCAGCGCGAGCACUGCAACAACAUGGGCACCAUGCACGGCGGCUGCACCGCCAGCAUCUUCGACGUGUGCACCACCCUGCCGGUCGCCUUCUUCCUGGCGCCGGGCUCGUGGGAGAUGCUGGGCGUCACGCGCACGCUCAACGUCAGCUACAUGCUUCCUGUGUUUGUCGGGGACGAGGUGCUCAUUGAGUGCGAGGUUCUUCAGAUUGGUAAGAAGCUCGCUGCCCUGAGGGGUGUCAUGAGGCGGAAGGGCGAUCGUGCGAUUGUAGCGACGUGUGAGCAUGGCAAGUACGAUGCUGGGCUGAAGCCUAAAGCCUAGAUCAAUGAGAUGAUGGGUUCAUGGCGGUUGCCCGUCGUCAACUUGUGGUGGCUAUUCGUGUCAUGACUGGUGAGGUUGACAUAGCCCAGGGACCGCAUCCAGUGCCUUCACGGCAGUGCCACAUCAGGGAAGAUGCGGCUGCAUAACAUGAGGCCUGCAUAUAGACAUGGCAUCACACAUAGCCCCCCCUGGCGAUCUUCUUCAAUGGGUUUGCCUUCUUGCUCGUAAGGAUGGUGUUGAUCAACGCGGUGCUGCUGUUCGUCUUUCCGCCAGAGGGGAAAUGUGGACACAUGCCGCGUAAAACUGCCCCCUGUCGCCGAU